Molecule: messenger RNA, 500 nt
Organism: Stegastes partitus (bicolor damselfish)
Lineage: Eukaryota; Metazoa; Chordata; Actinopteri; Pomacentridae
Gene: vip
Product: vasoactive intestinal peptide
Exons: 5
Coding region: 1-447 (148 amino acids)
Biological process (GO): epinephrine secretion; regulation of protein localization; adenylate cyclase-activating G protein-coupled receptor signaling pathway
Cellular component (GO): extracellular region; neuron projection
Molecular function (GO): peptide hormone receptor binding; neuropeptide hormone activity
Source: RefSeq, a predicted model, not a curated record
AUGUUACAACGGACCGGUCCCCACCUGCUCCUCCUAAUAGCCCUGUGCAGUGUGUUGUACUCCCGGACUCUGAGUCUGCCAUAUACAUCCAUGAGACCGACGAGACACGCAGACGGACUGUUCACCAGCGGAUACAGCAAACUCCUGGGACAGCUAUCAGCGCGGAGGUACCUGGAGUCUCUGAUUGGAAAGCGGGUCAGUGACGAGCUGAUGGACGAGCCAGUGAAGCGCCACACAGACGCCAUCUUCACAGACAACUACAGCCGCUUCCGCAAACAGAUGGCCGUGAAGAAGUACCUGAACUCAGUCUUAACAGGAAAGAGAAGCCUAGAAGAUCCUGGAACCAGCGACCCCGAGGAGUCCAGGGACGAACCCAACACCUUCCAGGAGAGCUACGACGACAUCAACGUAGACCACCUCCUAAACAACUUUCAGCUGCCGCUUUGAGGAGGGGCCUGUGCUCGAGUCAAUACCUCAAGUCAUCCUCAUGAAACCGCUCA